Molecule: messenger RNA, 1087 nt
Organism: Musca domestica (house fly)
Lineage: Eukaryota; Metazoa; Arthropoda; Insecta; Diptera; Muscidae
Product: elongation of very long chain fatty acids protein AAEL008004
Exons: 5
Coding region: 177-998 (273 amino acids)
Biological process (GO): very long-chain fatty acid biosynthetic process; sphingolipid biosynthetic process; fatty acid elongation, saturated fatty acid
Cellular component (GO): endoplasmic reticulum membrane
Molecular function (GO): fatty acid elongase activity
Source: RefSeq, a predicted model, not a curated record
AAAAAAGAGCAAUAACGUGCCGAUUUCCUGCGUAUAUCAAGCGAAAAGAAAUUGAAUAAUGAACCUAAUAAACACAACUCGGAAUUUUGUCAUUUAGUUGUUCUUCGUUUGCAAUAGAAUCGCGUCGCUGAUACUGGCCGGACUUGGAUAGGGCAUAACUGCAGAAAACCAUCACCAUGAUUUCAUAUCUUUACAACGAACUCAAAGAGCAUUUCCUAACGGCGGCUGGACGAGAUCCCCGUACCAGAGAUUUGCCGAUCAGUAACAGUUACCCCGCAAUACUUGCAAUAAUUGUGAUCUAUGUAAUACUUGUUAAGAAAAUCGGUCCAGCCUUUAUGGCCAAACGGCAGCCAUAUAAUAUUCGAUGGCUUAUUUCGUUGUACAACAUUGCUCAAGUUAUAUUCAAUGCGUACCUUUUUAUAAUGAUCACCAAACACUUUGUAUUUCAUUCCAAAUACAAUUGGUUCUGUAUGCCCAGUGACUAUACAGAUUUCAGUGAUGAUACCAUGCAGCUUCGUAAAUUGGGAUAUUUAUAUUUUCUGAAUAAAUUAUCCGAUCUUAUCGAUACAGUUUUCUUUGUGCUGAACAAAAAAUAUAGCCAUAUUUCGGUUCUGCAUUUGUACCAUCAUGCCACCAUGAUAUGGGGAAGCUUUUUGUACCUGAAUGUGUGGUUCGCCUCCAAUAUAACAGUUGUAGGAUAUGUUAACACAUUGGUACAUACGGUCAUGUAUUUUUACUACUUCCUAACAUCGCUCAAAAUGAACAUAGACCUAAGCAAAUGGAAACCACGUCUGACAACAUUCCAAUUGAUUCAAUUCUUCUAUUUUGCCAUCAGACUUCUCAUUGUCAUCACCCAUAAUACCUGCGGCCUGCCUAAAUUCUGGCUUUGGGUUAUCUUUUUGGAAAAUGUUUCAAUGAUUGUCCUGUUUUCGAAUUUCUACUAUAAGAAUUACAUUUUGAAGAAACCAAAAUCAGCAACAAUAGUGAAAAAUAAAUAAUAAUUCUAUUGAAAUAUAUAGUACUAAAUGUAAAUCACAUGUAUAAAAGAAAUACAAAAUAAAAUACCCAUUUUUAAAGGUUUUUGAGA